ACAAAUGGAUCCGAACACAAAAACAAUUAUGAUUUUCGCAUUGUUUUUUCUCUGUUUAUCUUUCCCCAGUAUUUCACUGGCUAACGAUGCUGAAGCCGACGAUGAAACACUAUUUACGUACGAACAAAAUCCAGAGAAGGGACCAGAGGGAUGGAGCAAAAUAAAUCCUCAUUGGAAAGUUUGUAACAAUGGAAAAUUACAAUCUCCGAUCGAUCUCACUAACGCAAGAGUCAGUCUUAUUCAUGAUGAAGCGUGGAGAAGAGAAUACAAACCAGCCCCGGCUGUUAUUAUGAACAGAGGACAUGACGUUAUGGUAUCGUGGAAAGGAGAUGCUGGAAAAAUAACGAUACGUCAAAUGGAGUUUAAAUUGGUGCAAUGUCAUUGGCAUUCACCGUCUGAGCAUACUGUUAACGGAACUCGUUACGACCUGGAGCUUCACAUGGUUCACACGAGUGCUCGAGGCAGAAUCGCAGUGAUUGGAGUUCUUUAUAAACUGGGCAAACCUAAUGAAUUCCUCACAAGGGUAUAAUAAUAUUAAUUCAUUUAUAUGAAGAAUUUUGAGUUUAUAACAUUUUCUAAGAGUUUUUUUUUAAAUUUUAAAUGCAGUUACUCGAUGGAUUAAAAACAGUGGGAAAAGAAGAGAAGGAUCUAGGGAUUGUGGAUCCAAGAACCAUUAGAUUUCAAACCAAGAAGUUCUAUAGAUACAUUGGCUCUCUCACUGUUCCUCCAUGCACUGAAGGUGUUAUUUGGACCGUCGUCAAAAGGGUAUAUUUUUUAUUAACAUAUAAUAAUCUUUUUAUUUAUUAGAAAUGAAAAUUUUGGUAAUUUUAAAAAGGGAAAUUUGUAUAUGCAGGUGAAUACAAUAUCAGUGGAGCAAAUUGCAGCUUUGAGGAACGCCGUUGACGAUGUAAGUACUCGGAAUUGCAAAAGGCGAUUUCAUUAGCUGAUAUUGAGUUAAUGAUCAUCUACUACUACUAAUCAUUCAAAAAAUUCAACAGGGAUAUGAGACAAAUUCAAGACCGGUUCAAGACACAAAUGGAAGACCGGUUUGGUUCUUUGAUCCAAAUGUUUGAAUUAUUGUAUUAAACUUUUUGUAAUUUCCAGAUUAUUCGAGUUUGAAUAAAAGCUAUCAAUAGAUUGGGUCGAUGCAUUGGAACUGGGCUUUUUUCAAAAUGUAAAAUCGCAAACAUGAAAAACACAAAAUACUGAAAAUUAUGCAGAUUUUAAUCAUUCACUCAUAUAUUACCAAGUGUUUGAGCCAGACUCGUCCAAAAGGGUAUAUUAGGAAGAUAUCAUUCAUAUAAUUAACACUUAACGAAUGAAAAAGCUGAUAGAUCUACUUUUUUUUUUUUUUUUUUUUUGUAAACGUAGAUCUACAUAUUUUGUUUUCAAGUGUUUUGUCUCUUUAUGUAUUGCUCUGUUUUCAUUUUAUUCUCUGUUUCUAAGCUACGCUUCUUCUCUUAUAUGUGAAGAUGCAAUCGUAUAUAUCUAUGGCAACUUCUUGAAUUUUUUAAACGGCAGUUAUGUUCAAAAUAUCAGUUUAUAUUUCUUCUAUCAGUCUCGGCUUCGACCAACAUAUUCGUUGUCGAUGAAUGUUACAAAAAAUAAUAGACGCUGUGACUGGGGUUCGGCAGUACUCCGAUAAAUUUAUCUUAUUUUCCACAAUAAUGUUAAUGCCUUUUAUUCGAGCUUACUUGUGAAGUAAUGCUUAUCACAGGCUAGGCGGCUAAUAAUGGUUCUGAGUCUUUUGACCGUUAACUUCUCGUUUGAGCUAUCAGUUCAGGAACCAUCUCAAUUAAAUUUUAUUUAAAAAAUAACCAUUGUACACUCUGUCUUGAUAGUUUCACCUGAUUCUGAUGGCUCUGUUCAUCUUCAACAAUCUUGAGUUAAUGCAUGACUCUACUUGUCUGCCUUUUGGAUCAUCGUUAUCCCUUCUGAUAACUGACUGGGUCUAAAUUGUAAUGGGUUGCUUUCUAUUUGUUCAGAACUGAAUCCUUUCAAUUUCUAUCUUGAUCUCUCUUCGAUUCAAAUAUAUUAAAAACAAAGUAUUUUCAUCCGGUUCACGGCAUCAGCAAACUGCUACAUUCAGUUAGGAUCUUACGAAUCUUAACUUGGAUUGAUGAUAUCAGAAAACACCUUCGGCAAGUUUCUACACAAGAUUUCUCACUUCCAAUUACACUCAUUUGGUUUUACAAAGAAAAUCAAAGAAGAAUAUAGUAAGAGCUAAACCUAUAAGGAGUUAAGGACUUCGUCUCUCUAGGUUAUCUUUCUAAGAGAUGUCAUUGUAGCAUGCUCUAAGCAACUUAAGAGGACAAAAAAUAUAGUCUUCCAUUUUAUAAAAUGAGACUCACAAAACCUUAAAAAUCUUGUAUGUUGGACUGUAUUUUAAUUUGUAGUUCAAGAUAGAGUUGGUUGAAGUCUAAUCUUUAAAUCAUUUGCAUCUUUCUCUUGGGCCUAUGAAAUGAAACUAUUAUGAAUGUAUAACAUUUUGAUCUACAAAUAUUGCUUUAUUGAGUCUCUUGUCUUCUUGAUAUUGGGUAUUGCUAUGUAUUCUCACAAGAUGUAUCCAAAUAUGAAAAAGACCCAAAAUAUAUGAUGCACCAAUGAAACACAUGCGCGAACGCACAUGCUCAAACACAUUGUCUUUUCCCUCUUAAUAAACCACUAAAAAUCUAUACUAUUAAAAGGGAAGAAGUCCCAAAAAAUCUACCUAUAAAAAGUUACUGCACCUUUUCAUUUAACUCAUUAUUUUUUUAUCUUACCUUAAUUUUUUUUAGUUCAUACGAUAUUAUCAAUAAAUAUGGUUACCGAAACAGAAGGAAUCAAAUAGUGGGAACUCAGCCCCUCAUGUACAUUCCUUUUUUCCCGUCCAUAUAUAUACCAUUUAAUUAUUUAUUGUUUAUACUUUUUGAUUAAAACGAAGUACAUACUAAGAUUAAGUAAACUAUACAUAUGUCUGACAAAAAGUACUAUAUAUAUAUAUAAUCUUUUCAUGGACCGUGUAAUAAUAUAAUCAUCUAAUUGAAAACAUAGUUAAAAAUCUUAUUUUAAAUGAAUUCUAUUAUUACUUUUCAUUUUAAUGUUAUACAUUAUAUUUUAUGCUUAUCAUCUACAAUAUUCAGAUAUUAAUUAUUAAAAUGAGUUAGCAUAUAUCAUUAAGCAUAUUGUAUCAUGUCAUCUUACAUUAUAUAGUUUUAAAUAUUUACAAAAUCAAAUUUGAUAAAAACAUUUUUGUGAAUCGUAUGUUAAAACAAAAUUAUAUAUAUUACCUUAACUUAAUUUUUAUAGAAAUUACUAUAAUAAAAAUUAUAAACUUUUGUCUGAAAUACUAAUUCAUAUCCAACUUUAUUUAUAACCCAAACAAAACCCGUACUUUUGUCUGAAUACCCGAAAUAUAUUUUUAGCAGUUUGAAAUUUUACCUGAAAACUGAAAGUAUAAUUGUAAACUCAAACCCAAAACAAAAAAGAAUAUUCGUAAUACCGAAAACAUAUAUAAAACACCCAAAUAUACAUAACAUACACAAAAUAUUUUAUGUAAUAUGGAUAUUCGGUCGGAUCGUGGGUAGGUAUGUACUGAACCAAGAUCCUCAAAAACAAAUAUCCACCACGUACAGUUUCCCGGAUCCGAUAUUCUUUUGUAUUUGAGUAAUUAGUGAAUUAAUUUAUUUGAGAUUUUGAAUAAAUGUCUAAGCUUGAGAGAGAGAGAGAGAGAGAGAGAGAGAGAGAGAGAGAGAGAGAAAAAAGAGAGAGAGAGAGAGAGAGAGAGAGAGAGAGAGAGAGAGAGAGAGAGAGAGAGAGAGAGAGAGAGAGAGAGAGAGAGAGAGAGAGAGAGAGAGAGAGAGAGAGAGAGAGAGGUACAUGCUUAGCUCUAUGAAGAGAGAAGAGAGACAGUUAAAACUAGGUCAGACUGUCAAUCUAUGCACGCAGGUUUGUGGGAUUGAGUACGGUUAUUAUUGGUAUUAAUAAAAAAUGUACAGUUGCAUAUCCAUUUGCCUAAUAAAAUUCUUAUCUAUAGUUAUGGACUGCAAAUUCCCUUUAUUUUACAAUCUUUUAUUUCUAUUUUAUUUUAUAGUUAUUCCAUGUUUAUCUCCUUUCUCAACUCCCACACAUUUGUUUUACCAUUAUUAUCAAUUAAACUAGGGGAAAUUACAUGUUUACCACUUUCAUGGUACCACUUUUCAUUUUUACUACCACUAAUGAGACAUUUUCAAAAAUACAUUUUUCAUUAAGUGGCAAAAGAUUCUUAUGCCCUUGUUAUUUAUAUAUAUAAUAAAUCAUUAUUUAAAUAAAAAAUAAAUUAAAAAAAAAAAUGUAAAAUAAAA
Molecule: messenger RNA, 4322 nt
Organism: Brassica rapa (field mustard)
Lineage: Eukaryota; Viridiplantae; Streptophyta; Magnoliopsida; Brassicales; Brassicaceae
Product: alpha carbonic anhydrase 4
Biological process (GO): one-carbon metabolic process
Molecular function (GO): carbonate dehydratase activity; zinc ion binding
Source: RefSeq, a predicted model, not a curated record